Callithrix jacchus (white-tufted-ear marmoset) is the source of this 6656-nucleotide messenger RNA. The record is from RefSeq and is a predicted model, not a curated record. Lineage: Eukaryota; Metazoa; Chordata; Mammalia; Primates; Cebidae.
UUCUUCGUGGUUGUGUGCAUGCGGUGGGAUUGUGCGAGUGUGUUCGUGAGAGCUGUGGGCGGCGUUGGCUGCUUCCGAGUGUGGUCUUCUUGGCGGAAGGCUGUGUGUCCGAGUGUGGUGGUGCCUGCGAGGUUGGGGUGUGUAGAUGUGGACCCUUCGAGGCCCUUCUGCGUUUUCUUCGUUGCGUACGAUUGUGUUCGGUUAGCGUUCUCAUCAGGGCUCUGGUUCUGUGUGUGGGGUGUGUGGCCUCUGCGACUGUGUUUGGGUGGUGUCGUCGUUAUGUCGGGCGUGUGUGAUCCCGACUGUGCUAGGUUGUGUGUCCGAGAGCCGCUGCAUUUGACUGAUUUCGUUGUGUCCUGUUGGGCAGUGUGCGGGGCUGACCAGGUCGGCUUCUGGGGCAAUGCUGGGUGGUGCUUGUUUGCUACCCUUCUGUGGGGCUGGACCCUGUGUGGUCCUGUCCGCGCUGAGUUGUGUGCCUGUGUGCCUGUGUCCUUUAGAGUCGUUGGCUUGGAUGGGCGGACAGCGCUGGGUCGGCGGCUGCUCUGCUGGGAGGCCCGCCUGUGCCUCGUUGUUUUGAAGGAUUCGUUGGUGAGUGGGAGGCUCCUCCAGGCUUGAAGCUGAGUAGCGCUCGCCGAGGCCGGCGCCUUAGAGCCUGUGGCUGCGGGCUUCGGUUCCCGCCGCACUCCGGUUUCGUCCAUUUCUGGUCAGUUUCGUGGGUGCUGCUGCCGGGGUCCGAGGGAGAGGCCUCGAAAGGACAAUGGGCACAUUCACCAGGCCUCGCGCGUCGGGUGGGGACAUUCGGGAUCACCUCCAGGGAAGAUUUUCCCUCCCCAUCUUCGGGGGAGCGACAUUGCCGCUGGGGUCUGGUACCCGUCGCAUCCGAGACCGCGGCCGAGUCUCGGCUCUGGGAGGGACCUCUUUAGUCGGGCCCUAGCUCUGGUUUAAAGAAUUUUGUUUUGUCAAUUAUUGUGAUUGCUAAUGCCAUCAUCACAAUCGUCAUUAUUAAAAUCUAUUUUAAUUAAAAUAAUCCUCCCAGAGCGCGGCAGUUUGCCCCUUUUGGCUUUUUCGGCAGGAGAACAAAGCAGCGGGGUUUUCCCCGCUAGCGCCGUUUUCUAAGUUGCUGGGUUUGAGGUAGGAAGAGAAAAUGGAGAGGGGGGACGGACACAGAGACUUGGUCAUACAGAAGGCAAACAUUAACCCCCAGCGAACACUCGAACGUUCAGCCCCAGCGAUCACACCGGGAAUGGGUGGAUUCCCCCUUUCUUUCCUCCCCUACCCUCUUUUAGAUUAGAGGAGGAGGAAGAAACUCUUCUUCAUUGUAUUGCAAUCCAGGGAAGAAUUAUUCCUAUAUUUCCAUCAAUGCCGGGGCAAACAGAAGGAGGCCUUCGCAGUUGAUCCAACACUUCGAUGUGUGAUUAUAAGCCUGACGAUUUAGGCAAAACGAAUUAAACAAAAUCCACUAGGAAAAAAUAAAAACAAACUAAAUCCUGCACCAUUCUUGAAAGUAGUAUUGGGUUUGUUUUUACCUUCCUUUCCUUUUAGCUUGUUUAUUGCUGUAACAAAUCAUUAGAAUUCUCCCUUACUGUGUCUAAACCCCGAAAAAUCGAAAAUCGUUUUGUUCGAGUGGUGGAGGGGAAGGCAGAGUGGGGGGCUGGCGGGUGCGGGGGGGGGACUUUCCCCCUUUCUUUCUCCUUUUCUUGGCCUUUAUUUCGUUUUCUUUUUCAGUCUCUCUUUUCCUCUCUUUCUUUUUUUCUUUUGCUUAAUCAGUAGGGAGACGAGACAGGACCUGAACAGAUCAGAUAUCUUUCCCCAAUCCCCCUUUCCAACUCCAUUUCUAUAUGAAAGUAUAGUCCCUGGAAUUGAGUUCUGGUUUCGCUUUGGGUUGGAGGUGGGUGAAUGGGAGUCAGGUAGAAAAUGAGGUUGGGGGGACUCCAAGAUUCUGUCCCACCGACCUGGGUCUAAGGACUAUUCGCCUUUCCUUUCCCGACGCAGACCUCCACCCAUCCAGGCCCGGGACUACCCCUUCGCGGUGUAGCGGCAGCCGGAGACCUGGCUGGGGACCCAAGUGCAUAGACACCUCCCUGCUUAGAAAACAAACACGGAACCAGACCGCUCUCAGUUGGAGGAUCGCCCAGGACCACACCGCAGCGUAACUGCAGGCCUCUCAGCGAAAAAGGGGGAAAGCAAAGACUGGGGUCCGCAUCCUCCACCUCGGCUUCCGCCCUUCUCUGGCGGAGUGGAGAUCCUUCCUAUUCAGAGGGGGCAGCCUCUCUAAAUAUGCCCCAGGAUGACCGAGCGGCCGCCGAGCGAGGCGGCUUGCAGUGACCCCCAGCUAGAGGGACGGGACGCGGCCGAGGCCCGCAUGGCCCCUCCGCACCUGGUCCUGCUGAACGGCGUCGCCAAGGAGACAAGCCGCGCGGCCCCCGCGGAGCCCCCAGUCAUCGAGCUGGGCGCACGCGGAGGCCCGGGGGGCGGCCCUGCUGGUGGGGGCGGUGCCGCCAGAGACUUAAAGGGCCGCGACGCGGCGGCGGCCGAAGCGCGCCAUCGGGUGCCCACCACCGAGCUGUGCAGACCUCCCGGGCCCGCCCCGGCCCCCGCGCCCGCCUCGGCCCCCGCGGAGCUGCCCGGCGACGGCCGCAUGGUGCAGCUGAGUCCUCCCGCGCUGGCCGCCCCAGCCGCUCCCGGCCGCGCGCUACUCUACAGCCUCAGCCAGCCGCUGGCCUCGCUUGGCAGUGGGUUCUUUGGAGAGCCGGAUGCCUUCCCUAUGUUCACUACCAACAACCGAGUGAAGAGAAGACCUUCCCCCUAUGAGAUGGAGAUUACUGAUGGUCCCCACACCAAAGUUGUGCGGCGUAUCUUCACCAACAGCCGGGAGCGAUGGCGGCAGCAGAAUGUGAAUGGGGCCUUUGCUGAGCUUCGCAAGCUGAUCCCCACACAUCCCCCAGACAAGAAGCUCAGCAAGAAUGAGAUCCUCCGCCUGGCCAUGAAGUACAUCAACUUCUUGGCCAAGCUGCUCAAUGACCAGGAGGAGGAAGGCACCCAGCGAGCCAAGCCUGGCAAGGACCCUGUAGUCGGGGCUGGUGGGGGUGGAGGUGGGGGAGGGGGCAGUGCACCCCCGGAUGACCUCCUGCAGGACGUGCUUUCUCCCAACUCCAGCUGUGGCAGCUCCCUGGAUGGGGCAGCCAGCCCGGACAGCUACACGGAGGAGCCGGCACCUAAACACACGGCCCGCAGCCUCCAUCCUGCCAUGCUGCCCGCUGCCGAUGGAGCCGGCCCUCGGUGAUGGGUCGGGGCUACCAGGAUCAGCCAGGAGGGUGCCCUUAGGCUGCUGGGAUGGUGGGCUUCAGGGCAGAUAGAAUCAGAAUUGGGCAGCUCUGAAGCAAGGCAGUGGACUUGAUGAACUUUCCUGGAUGUCUGAAGUUUGGGAAGCCUUUACUGACCCUGGGGCUUGCUUUUCUGUUUCCUGUACCAGUAGGGAUCAGAAAAAUGGAGCAAAGUGGUAGGUACUUUUCGUGAAGACGGCACGGUCUUCCCCCCUUCCCUCAGUCCCUAAUCCUUCCCAAGUAAGAGGCUGGCGUGUCACUGCUUUUGGCCUGGAGUUUCGGAGCCCUGUCUUUCCUGAGACCUGGAGUUGUCAGUUCUCAUCUGAGGCAUCCAACAGCCUCUGCCUUGCCUUUAACCCCUCCCAAACUGGCUGGGGUGGCCUGUGUGGCCACUUCUGUCUGUAUUUAUAGGUACCCAGUAGCUGCCCAUUUUGUGAGCCCCAUCUUCACCCAGGCCUAUGUUGAUCCAUCCAGCUUGCCAGAUGCUGCAGUCACAAGCCUCGAGGUGCCUUCUUCAGGGCCUGGUUGAAGAAGAUGAUCAGUGGACAGUCUGCUCUAGAUGAGCUGGGCCAGAGGGUUAGGACACCCAGUUGCCCUUACUUGCCCUGGGGAUCAAAGUUCUGCUUUCUCCCCACUGAGACUUGCCUUCCUAAGCCUGUGGCUGUGGAAACAGUGUCUGCAGCCCUGAGAGAGUGAAGGCAGAGAAAGGGACAAUGAUAUUAGAGUGGAAUGGAUCAAGAGGUAUUUUGGGCAUGUGGGCUUCAACUCCUCCACAUCACUGUUCAUGCUGGCAUGAAUGCCAGUGUGCUGAAUGGGCAUAUGCUGGUGCUGAGAGUAGAUGCACAGCCCCAUCUGUGCAUUCUAGAUGCUUAGAGGGAUUUCUUUGCUGUAAGAUGUCUGUUUGCUGAUGGCCUGGUCUGUGUUCUGAAUUGAGCACAAACUCUAUCCUAUGAAUGCUUUGCAUUUGGAACUUUUGCUUGACUUCAGUUAUUGGUGGAAUUGUUAGUUCUCAAUAGGACGAGGAUCCAGCCUCACUUCUAGGGCAUGGAUAAUCCAAUCAGAGACCAGGCCCUGACUAAGACCGAAACAUGCACAUUCACUUAGCAGAACCUUACCCCUCAAUUGUGCAGCUUUUGGCCAUCAAGGUGUGUCUGGGAGGUUGGUUUAAUGCAACAGAAGUGCUCCCCUCUGAAAGUUGUACAUGCAGUUUUUGUAAAUCACAUCCUUAUCCUUCAUCUUUUAAAGAAAUAACCGCUGCAAGUCCUUUUGUAAAGUGAAGAAUCCUUUUAUAGAGUGAACCACUGCCCCUUCAUUGAUUUCCUGUGUCAAUCCAGAUGGUGGGAUGUGGUUUUUUAAGGUGAGGCCAGUCUGUGACCUGCAUCUAAGCCCAUGGGACAAACUGCACAGAAGUCCUGUAUGUCUGUCAUCGUGCCCUUAAGUCACCCUCUCCAUCUAGGCUCUGCCUUUGAGGUCAGAGGGAAGAUAGCCUGUGGCCCUGUGCUGUCGUGUAAGAACUCGUCACUCUUGUGUCUGGAAAGCCCCCCUUAUAGCUUGGGCUUCAGCCCAGUGACUUGCCCUCACCAUAAUGGGGUCCCAGUUCAGUCAUGUACGGACAGAGAAUAUAUCUGCUCCCUCCCCUUCCUUUUAAGGAAGGUCCAAUUCUUGAGCUUGGGGCAACGUGGUUCACCUUUGUAGCACUCUGACUCUCCAUCCAAUUUCAGACUCCCCAGAUCAUGUUUUGGUGAACAUUAGGGUUGGUUCCUUUCCAGUGUGUGGAAGAUCCUAUGAGGAGCCCCAUCUGUUUAACGAUAAAGCCAUGCUAUAGGAUCUAAAGCUGUUUGCUUCACGGUAGAUUCACUUGACUUGGGAAUGGGAAGUGGCCAUAGUGUGGAUGGGCGGAUAGGUUUUAUGAGAUAGAUCACACAUUUUAUCAAGAACUCAAACUUCUGACUCCCUCUUCUUUCAGACUUGCCGUGAGACUAUGGCUUGGCCUGUCUCUUAGGGCUAUGACAUGGACUGAAGGGGAUCAUGAAAAGUAGGCUGUUUUGAGAACAUAGAGAGCUCUAUUUCCCUCAAUCUCAAUCCUGUGGUGGGGUUUCCAGCCUGAGUCCACGACCUAGGCAGUGGGCCAGUGUGCCUGACUGCCCCGCAUUUGGGUAAUUUAGGUUAUAAACCGCUUUGGCCUGAGUUAUGGAGAUUGUCCUCAUUUCUCCAGAAUGUCUAUUUUUUUUUUUUUUUUGUAAGAGACAGUGUCUUGUUCUGUCACUCAGGCUGGAGUACAGUGGUGCCAUCAUUGCUCUCUGCAGCCUUGAACUCUGGGCUCCAGCAAUCCUCCCACCUUAGCCUCCUGAGUAGGGAGGACCACAGGUGUGAGCCACCACACCUGGUUAAUUUUUGUUUUUUUUUGGUAGAGAUGGAGUCUCGCUGUAUUGCCCAGGCUGGUCUUGAACUCUUGGCUUCAAACGAUGCUCCUGCUUUUGCCUCCAGAAGCACUGAGAUCACAGGUCUGAGCCAUUGCACCCAGCCCAGGUUGUCUUAGUUUCUGUCUUGUUCUAAGGCCAGGGACAGUAAAGAGAAUGGAAAAAGAGAUACGGGAACACGGGCAGAUUGUGUAAAAUGUAAUGCGACUACCCAAAACAAGCCUGGUAGGAAAGGGCAAGGCUUUAGGUCUUUGUAAGAACUAAAGAAGAUCUGUAAUUUUUAUUUUCACCCUCUGUACCCCAUGACCUUAUCCUUCCUCUCCUUCCUUGUUACCCAUGAAAAAAUGGCAACCUUCCAAGAAUAGUCUCUGUACAAAGGGAAAAGAAUAUAAAGGUAAAACAAAACACAACACAACAUUUUGAGAACAAAGAUGACCAUAACUACUGGAGGGCAUCACAUCUUUUAAGACAAAUUCAUAUGCUUUUAUUUGUUAUGGCAAAUGACAAGAUGGUACAACCUUUAUUCUUUUCCAAAAUAAAACAAAGGGCACAGCAUCUAUAGUCAGCCGACAACUAUUUCGGCCUUUUGGGGGUGGGUCUGGCCGUACUCGUGAUUUCGAUGGUACGUGACCCUCUGCUGAAGACUUGCCCCCUGCCCAUGUACAUAGUGCAUUGUUUCUGUGGGCGGGCCCAGCACUUUCCGUCAAUGUUGUACUGUAUGUGAUGAAUUGCGUUGGUCUCUGCAUUUUCUGCAGAAGAGGAGUAACCGCUCCAGGUACCUUGACCUUUGUACAGCCCAGAGGCCAACACUGUGGGUGUGUGACUCUUUAGCAAAAAAACCCAUGUGGUGAUGAUGUGUGUAUAUAUAAGGAUAUAUCGGGAAGAUUUCUAAAUAAAAGUUUUACAAAGGGGC